This is a messenger RNA of Panicum virgatum (switchgrass), 1258 nucleotides long. RefSeq lists its product as uncharacterized. The coding region runs from base 1 to 1008 and encodes 335 amino acids. The transcript is spliced from 2 exons. The record is from RefSeq and is a predicted model, not a curated record. Lineage: Eukaryota; Viridiplantae; Streptophyta; Magnoliopsida; Poales; Poaceae.
AUGGCUGCUAGUAAUGGUGAUGUCGAUGCUGCGUUUGUGCCUGCUGCUACCUUGAUGCAAGGUGCAGCGGCACUUGGUCAGCCAGCACAACCUGCUUUGGUUGACCUGGAUGGGGGACCACCUAAUGGUGAGCCUGCAGUUGCUGUAGGACAGCAAGGACCCAUGAGGUGGAAUAACAACACUUCUGGUUUUGUCCUAAUGAGGAUGGCCCAGAUUGUGUCUGAGGGGUCUAGGACUGACAAGACAUACAAAGAUAAGGAUGUCAAUGCUGUAGCUAAGGCUCUUAGAGACUACAGUGGGGUUGCUGUUAGUCCAACUCAGGUGUACAAUCAUCUGAGAAAGUGGAAACAAAAGUGGGCUAAGGUAGCCAAGUUGAAGGACCUUAGUGGGGCAACAUUUGAUGAUGAUGUCCAUGCCAUAAUGCUUGAGCAGGACCACUACCUUGGUCAUUGCAAGGACCACCCUAAGGAUGCUGAAUACCUCAACACCCCCAUCAGGUUCUACAAAGAGAUGGAGGCCCUCUUUGGUAGCACUUUGGCAACUGGUAGGUUUGCCUUAGGGUCCAAUGAACCAUUGGGGGUGAACAAUGCAGACAGUGUGGCUGCUAAGCUUGAGGGGCAGGACUUCUCUUGUGGUACUUCUGAGUUUGGGGAGGGCAGCAAGGCCACAGCACCUGUGUUUGGGGAGGGUAGCAAGGACAACAUUGUAGGGGCUAAGAGGAAGAGGGCCAACUUUAGUGAGGAAGAGAUGCUUAUGAUGACCAACAUGACAGAUGCUGUCAACAAUGUUGCCAAUGCUAUGCUGAAAACAGGUGCUGCACAUGUCGAUCCAGACCUCUACCUUGCUGUCAUGGAGAUGGAGAUGUCUGACUUCUCCACUGAGGCCUUGAUUGUUGCCUACACCCAUCUCCUUGAGAACAAAGCUGUUGCAACUGGUUUUGUCAACAUGUCCACCCCCCAUAGGGCCAUAUGGCUGAGGACCUACCUGGCCAAGAACUACUAUUUGUAGUUCUGUCCAUGUUGUGCAGACAGCACUUAGAGGGGGUUGACUGUUGAGAAGUAUAGUUCCUCCACCUCCCUCCCCCACUCUCUUCUCUUUUGGGUUCCAUUUUGGUUAGAAACUGUGCAUGGUAGAUGGCUGACCAGCACCUGUUCUUUUGGGUUUAAUUAGCAGGAGGGUGGCUAACUAAGGAUAGUGUACUUAUAUUUCAACUUGUUGUAUUCAAAUGCAGCCUCUGUUGGCUUGCUGUUGCACUGAU